AUGGAUAGGCUUCCUACAAAGGAUAGGUUAGCCAGAUUUGGAAUUCAGGUUGAUCAUAUCUGUGGUCUGUGUGGAGUUGAGCUGGAAUCUCGGAAUCACUUGAUUUUAGAAUGUUCUUUCGCCCGAGAGGUUUGGGAUGUAAUCUUGCAGACUUGUGGUCUUCAUAACCAGCCGAUUCUUUGCUGGGAUGAUUCUUUGCACUGGCUGGCCUUGAAUUUGAGGGGUAAAUCCCUUCUUGUUUGUAUCCUAAAGCUUGCUUGGACUGGUUUUGUCUAUUUUCUUUGGGAGGAACGUAAGCAUAGGCUGUUUAGAGGUGUUAAUCGUUCGGUUGAUACAAUUGUUCAUAAAAUUAGAGAUUCUAUAAGAAUUAAAUUGUAUAGAUGCAGUAUGAACUUGAUUGAUGAUGUAAAUAGGAGGCUAUGUCUAGAUUGGGAUUUGUCUUGGUGUUAUAUUGUUCUUUGUAGCAGCUUGCUGUUCCUUUUGGAUGAAUAA
This is a messenger RNA of Hibiscus syriacus, 492 nucleotides long. RefSeq lists its product as uncharacterized. Bases 1 to 492 code for a protein of 163 amino acids. The transcript has a single exon. The record is from RefSeq and is a predicted model, not a curated record. NCBI's taxonomy places the organism in Eukaryota, Viridiplantae, Streptophyta, Magnoliopsida, Malvales, Malvaceae.